AUGGUGUCGCCGUUGGUUUUGGACGGCGGCUUGUCCUCGCUGUUGGAGUUGGAACGCGGACCACUGCACCCGACCUUGUGGUCAGCUGCACUGCUGGUUGCGAGCACUGGAGGACAAGGCAAAGAAGCGGGGGAACGAGCGGGGAAGGAUGGCCACAACAACGACGACGACGACGACGACGACGACGACGACGACGGUACUAGCCAUGUCUUUUCCGACACCAACCAUCGCGCCGUCAUCGACGCCCACCGCGCCUUUCUGGAAGCGGGUGCUGACAUCCUGACGACUGUGAGCUACCAGGGUACAGUAGCGGGCUUCAAGCGCGACAUGGGCUUGUCGGAAGAAGAAGCAAGCCAUGCCAUCGCCCUCAGCGUCACCCUCGCGCGCACCGCCAUCCAUGAGCAUCAACAAGCACAACAACAACAACAACAACAACAGCACAUUGAGCGCGACAAACACUCUUCCUCUUCUUCACAAGCACCACGAACGCUAUCGUCAUCGUGGGCGUCGUCCCGCCAUCUUCUCCUCCAUCCACCACCUCACGGCACUCAGCAGCACCCACAGGAACAACAACACGAACAACAACACGAACAACAACAGGAGCAACAGCCGCGUCCGCUUGUGGCUGCGUCGAUUGGGCCGUAUGGGGCGUUCCUUGCGGACGGAUCGGAGUACAGGGGUGGUUACGAUGCUGAGCGCCUGGCACAGUUCCACCACGAAAAGGCGCUCAUCCUGUGGCGUGCGCGUCCUGACGUACUCGCCUUCGAGACCAUCCCACAGGCCAGCGAGGCCCUGGCCAUCGUGGGCAUGAUGCAGGAGACGCUGCCGGAAGCGCCAUACUGGCUCUCCUUCCAGUGCUGCGAUGCGCACCGCCUGGCGAGCGGAGACGACGUGACAGCGGCCGUUGCAUCCUUAGUCACCGCGUUUGAUGAGCAGCGGGCUGGGUCGCUGAUUGGCAUCGGAGUGAACUGCAUAUCGCCGGCGAUUGCGGCGCCGCUCGUCACCGCCAUUGCCCGCUGUGUUGGGCGCCGUAGACUGCACGUGCUCUGCUACCCGAACAAGGGCGAGGCCUGGGACGCAGACACGCGCACCUGGGGGCCAAUUCCCACUGCCGAUGUUGGUGACGGCGAUGGUGUUGGUGGUUUUGGCAAUGGUGGUGAUGGUGGUGAUGUUGGUGAUGGUGGUGAUGGUGGUGAUGGUGACACAGCGGGGCCAUGUGCACUGACGUCGAGGGCGUGGGUGCGGCGCAUCAAGGCAGCGGGCUGCACCGUUGUUGGCGGCUGUUGUCGCGUCUUUCCAGCAGACUUGGCGCAGAUGGUCCGCUGUGUGAAAGGUGACAUUGAGGGCGGAAACAGGAGGGACAAGGCUGGCGUACACGGAUAG
This is a messenger RNA of Salpingoeca rosetta, 1383 nucleotides long. RefSeq names its product homocysteine methyltransferase. Gene Ontology annotation, biological process: S-methylmethionine cycle. Gene Ontology annotation, molecular function: S-adenosylmethionine-homocysteine S-methyltransferase activity. The record is from RefSeq and is a predicted model, not a curated record. The transcript is spliced from 2 exons. NCBI's taxonomy places the organism in Eukaryota, Choanoflagellata, Craspedida, Salpingoecidae. The coding region runs from base 1 to 1383 and encodes 460 amino acids.